Heterocephalus glaber (naked mole-rat) is the source of this 3290-nucleotide messenger RNA. RefSeq names its product protein tyrosine kinase 6 (gene Ptk6). Gene Ontology annotation, biological process: protein phosphorylation. NCBI's taxonomy places the organism in Eukaryota, Metazoa, Chordata, Mammalia, Rodentia, Bathyergidae. Gene Ontology annotation, molecular function: ATP binding; protein tyrosine kinase activity; protein binding. The record is from RefSeq and is a predicted model, not a curated record.
CUCCUGGCUCCCGUCUGGCUGCGUGGCCAUGUAUGGGUCUGGCAAGGGAGCGCCUGGCUGGCAUGGGAUCAGGCGUGUGCAGGACGGAGUCCAUAGGUGCAGGGUGUGGCAUGCUCCCGCCCCCUCAUCAGGAAGUGGGUGGGGACAGCUGGUCAGGGACAGCCCUGCCUGCCCCUCCCAGUGCAGGUGCCCACAGCUGGCCCACAUCCCUCCUGCUGCUGCACUGCCAUGGCGUCCCAGGGCCAGCCCCACUCGGGCCCCAAGUAUAUGGGCCUCUGGGACUUCGAGGCCCGGACGGAUGAGGAGCUGAGCUUCCGGGCAGGGGACCUCUUCCACGUGGCCAGGAAGGAGGACCAGUGGUGGUGGGCCACUCUGCUGGAUGACUUGGGCCAGGCCCUGGAAGAGGGCUACGUGCCCCACAACUACCUGGUUGAGAAGGAGACUAUGGAGUCUGAGCCGUGGUUCUUUGGCCACAUCUCCCGCUCCGAAGCAACACACCGGCUGCAGGCAGAGGGCAGCUCACUGGGCACCUUCCUGAUCAGGGUCAGCGAGCAGUCAGGCGCUGACUAUGUUCUCUCCGUGCGGGAUGCUCAGGCUGUGCGGCACUACAGGAUCUGGCAGCACAAGGGCGGCCGGCUGCACCUGAACGAGGCAGUGUCCUUCUCCAGCCUGCUGGAGCUCGUGGACUACCACAAGGCCCAGAGCCUGCGCCCUGGCCUGCGGCUGACUGUGCCCUGCUGGAAGCACCAGGCUGAGCCCCUGCCCCACUGGGCCGACUGGGAGAGACCACGGGAGGAGUUCACGCUCUGCAGGAAGCUGGGAGCCGGCUACUUCGGGGAGGUCUUUGAAGGGCUCUGGAAAGGCCAGGUCCGUGUGGCCAUCAAGGUGAUUUCCCGAGACAAUCUCCUGCACCAGCACACCUUCCAGUCGGAGAUCCAGGCCAUGAAGAAGCUGAGGCACAAGCACAUCCUCGCGCUGUAUGCGGUGGCCUCCUCAGGAGACCCUGUCUACAUCAUCACGGAGCUCAUGCCCAAGGGGAACCUGCUGCAGCUUCUGCGGGACUCUGAGAAGCAAGCCCUGCCUGUUUCCGAACUGGUGGACGUCGCAUCACAGGUGGGCAAGGGCAUGUGCUACCUGGAAUCACAGAAUUACAUCCAUCGGGACCUGGCUGCCAGAAACAUCCUUGUGGGGGAGAACAACAUCUGCAAAGUGGGAGACUUUGGGCUGGCCAGGCUAAUCAAGGAGGACAUCUACCUUUCCCACGACCACAAGAUCCCUUACAAGUGGACGGCCCCGGAAGCGCUCUCCCGAGGGCAUUACUCCAUCAAAUCUGACGUCUGGUCCUUUGGGAUCCUCCUCCAUGAGAUUUUCAGCAGGGGCCAGACACCCUAUCCAGGCAUGUCCAACCGAGAGGCCUUCCUGAGGGUGGACGCCGGCUACCGAAUGCCCUGCCCCCUGGAGUGCCCACCCAAUGUGCACCAGCUGAUGCGCUCUUGCUGGAGCAGGGACCCCGAGCAGAGACCUUGCUUCAAAGCCCUGUGCGAGAAACUCUCCGGCUUGGCUAGGUACGAAGACCUGCUCUGAACUGCCUCGAGGCUGUGUCCAAGGCCCGAAGAGAGGCGGCCUGGGCUGAGAUCAAGGGUGUGCACUGUUCACUGGCUACUGAGAUGAUGGGGGAAGGAGGCACGUGGCACACCAUGAGCGAAGGCAGCAGCAGCAGGACACCAGCCUCUCACCCACUCCCUCAGAAGCAGGCCCAGCAUGGCCCCUCGCCGGCUCUCUCCUCUCUCAUCUCAGAUGUCAGGUGGGGGAGGACUGUCUCACAGGGACCUCAAAACAACCUGGGCUGCAGGACUUGCCGAGUUCUUGCCAGCUUGCUGCCUUCAGAGCCCACUUUCUGUCCUCCGUGCUCAGCAAGGGUGGACUGGGCCUUUGGGUCUUCGAUCUGAAGGCUCCAGUCACAUCAGUCUCACAACUGAAUAAAUCUGACUGCUUUUCUUUUGUUAACCUGUGCCCUGUUGAAAGGGUCUGAGCUGUGAAGCUUGAAACAGCAAGGAAAAGACAUUGAUUUCUCUCCCUACGUUUUCUGGGGCCCAAAGAGGGGUGGUUGAGACGCCCACUUGCCCUGGAGCCUGCAGAGAUCAUCGAGGACAGCUGAGGUUGGCCAGGGAAAAGCAGAUUCUUUCCCUGACCUCUGCCUGUAGUCCUGAGUUGGCAGUGGGAGAUACAGAUUUGUCUUCUCUUUGCCAAGUUCAGCUCAGCAGGAGAUCCUAUGUGUUUGGUUUUGGUGCCCACUGGCCCACUCUCCAGUGACGGCUGCUUGUCUCAGGAGCCUGCACUUGAACAGCCCGAGGCAGGGGAGCCUACCGCUGGGGGCCCUCUGCCCUUGCUACCUGUGGCCACAAAGGUCUCUUCCUCCCUUUGCUGUCUUGGGACAUGGUUCUGAACCUCCCAGUGAAGCACUAUCCUGCGCUUUUGGGGAAUCUCCUGGCUGCGAUGAAGUCAUAAAGGACUAAGCAGCUGAUCCUGCUGGUGAAAGGUCUCUGGUUUAAAGGAAAAAGGAAAGGAGUCCGGUGCUGCCAGGCAUAUUUACCUGGUAGCCCAUGCUUGGGCAGCGGUGUGAUUUCUACGGCCUCUCUUCUCCCCACCGGGCCGGUUCACCACCUCUAGCCCUGCCACAGCCCUCUGCCCCGUCCUCCUGUCUUCCCAGGCUCCCUCCUCCUUGUGCCUCUUUGUGCUUCCCUCCUGUCCCCUCAAGUGCUGCUGUGUCCCCUGGGAACCCUGCCAGGCCUUCCCGUCCCUCACACUGGCUCCUUGUAUGUGUGGACAUUAGGGGUCCCCCAAAAGCUCCCUAAGGCUGACAAGGGAAGAGGUGGGUAGAGUUGGGCACGAUAACCUCUCUAGAUGCCUUCCAGCCAUUGCCAUGGCCGAUGGCCUCCCUAGGACUGACCCCCAAUAAUGGGGAACUACACCCCCGACUCCCCCUCUUGAGAAAAGCAUCCUCUUGGUGUGCCUUUGAGCUCACCAAGUUUGUUUUGGUUUUUGUUUUGGUACCGGGGAUCGAACUCAGGUUCUUGCGCUUGUGGGGCAGGCGGUGGAACCACUGAGCUAAAUCCCCAGCCCUGUACUCUUCUUUUAAAUGCAGCUGAAAAAUGACAAGAGAACAUCGUGAACUUUGCACUGUUAGAAUGAUCACCCAUUAAAUGAUCAGUGGUCAAUACAUUUGCAUAAUAAGGAAAUUAUGUAUAGAACACUGCAAAAACCCAGUAAAAAGAUGGAAGUGUGUCCAU